Molecule: messenger RNA, 3957 nt
Organism: Symbiodinium necroappetens
Lineage: Eukaryota; Dinophyceae; Suessiales; Symbiodiniaceae
Source: the annotation of a GenBank genome assembly
AUGCAGCAGUUCAAGUUCCUUUGCGAGACCCGGCUGGGCUACGUAUGGCGAGUGGCCCAGCACAACGAUAAGCUUGAAAAGGCACAGCCCGGUCCCGGUGUGUGUUACUUGAACUUCAACGAGCUGAGCGGGGUCGACACCGGCUGGGCUCCCAUCAUCUUCUCGUCUUGGGCGCUUCUCUCCCAAAGCCUCAAACAGACCAAUCCGCACUUGGUAUGGACGGACUGUGAGGAAGUUCCUGGCAUUGGGCACAUGCCCUCAGACAUGCAGGAGCUGGCAACUGCUCCUGCUGAGCUGUGGCAAAACCUGCUGGAGUCCAUGGCGACUGCAGACGAUGCCAUGCUGAAACGCUGCCCAUUGGCCUGGGCGUACAUUGCCGGUCUGCUAUCGGCUGCGGAGGAGCAGGACCAGUUUCGGAAAGCGUUGCUUGACGUGUCCCAGCAGGCCUUAAGGCAUUACAGGGAGAAGAACAACUUCACCUUUGCCAACGUGCUGCUGUCGUCCUGGAGCCUUUUCGGACCUCUGGCUCACUCUGCUUUUGCUUUGGACGAGAAGACCGGGCUCUCCAAGAAGAAGAGUUGCGAUUUGCUUUGGUGUCCCGAGGGUGGCACGCCGAACUAUCUGAUGUGCAAAUGCGAAUGGGUUUUUACUUCGAAUUACAGGAACACAACUGUGUGCAUUUUCAUGGUGGAUACUCGGCGCAGGUCAUCCUUGAGGAACAUUACGUCUGUGCUGAAUGCAAGGUACUGGACACUUUCCUUCGGGGUCAACAAAGCGUAUGCACAAGACCACGGCUAUGACAUUGACUAUGUCAGACCCGACGAGGCUUUGCAUUACCCAAACAGGAAGGUGGGCUGGGCGAAGGUGAAGGUCCUCAUAGAAGAACUUCGAAAUCGUGGUCCAGAGCGCUGUGCCUAUGGCGUCUCGAUCGACACGGACGCCUUCAUUCGCACCUCCGAGCCGCUCGCUGCUAUCAUCACAGACUAUGGCCUCACCGAGAACAAGCUCAUCAUGUUCUCGCAGGAGUACCAUGUGGAAACUGCCGACAAGGGGACUGACGACAUCAACCAAAAGACCUUCAUCAACGGCGGCUUCUUCAUCGUUCGUAACACCCCGGAGGGACUCGGACUUUUGCAGGAGUGGUAUGAUGUGCCAGAAACUUACGAGGAUAUGGCCCACCUCAAAACCGAGAAUCCUCAAGGCCUCAACAUGUGCUGGGACCAGAAGAUGCAGCCAAAGUAUGCUGCGUUGUCGACCGGCGCCCUUCGCUUGGAUGGGGAGCUUUGGGUGGGUUGCAGCCCGGAAAAGCCCCACGAGGGCGACUUCCAGCUGCGUCUGCUUGGCUCCUGGGAGGAGAGGGAUGCCGCAGUUAACUUCAGCUGGCGCCAAGCCGGGCUGCCAGACGUAGCCGAUGGCGAUGGACUGAGCACAGCCUUUCCGAAGGCUCUGUUGGUGACGAGUACCGGGCGCUUGGAGCUGCACGGUUGCCCCCGCGCUUCGUGGCAGUAUUUGGAGCAGACGGCCCUCCGAGGGGACACAAAAAUUGUGCUGUCCGAAGCAGUGAACUGGAGGCCAGGCGAUUCGGUGGUGGUCGGUGCCAGCUCCGAAGAGCUGGAGGACUCCGAGAUGGCCCGGCUUCUGGCAGUCGAAGGGAAAGUCCUGGUACUCCAAGAAGGGCUUCGGGCCAGGCACGAGGGAGCCUUCGGAGAAGCUCGUCUCAAUGCUCCCGUGGGCUUGCUGACCCGGAAUCUUCGGAUCUCGGGGGAUUCAGAGCUCUGGGCCGGGUGCCAGAAGGCCUAUAGCUCCGUCGUCAUGGAUGCCUUAGCCCUGCAACGAGUGCGUCGCGCCUGCUUUGGGGGCCACCUGCUUUUCGUCCAAAACUCCAGGAUCCACAUCGAGCAUUCAGAAUUCUCCUUGCUGGGGCAGGCGCUGGAAAUGGCAAGGUAUCCCGUACAUUGGCACCUGGCAGGCAAUGCAUAUGGCCAUUUCAUCCGCAACAGCUCUCUUCACCACAACUUCCAACGCUGCGUGACUAUACAUGGAAGUGAAGGUGUACAGGUGCAGAGCAACGUUUGCUUCCAGACCUUCGGUCACGCCUUUUAUCUUGAAGAUGGCAUCGAGACUGGCAACUCCUUCGACAGAAACUUGAUUAUCUCCGUCCACCAAGGCGGAUCGGUUUGCAGUGACUGGAUAUUUGGGAAGGGGCCACGCACCAACCUGCAGUUGGGGCCUUCAGGCUUCUGGAUCACGAAUCCGAACAACAGCUUUUCCGAGAAUCAUGUGAUCGGAGUUGGCACGGGCUACUGGUUUACCUUCCCCGAUGGAUGUGGGCUCGCAGCGCUUCCGACCCUCGAGCUCUGUCGCCGCCGAAACCCCGUGACAGCUAUGGGCUUGAGCGCCCGGUACUUCAACGAUACCAGGAGUGGCCACGGCUUUGGGAGUUGGUGGUUAAGACAAGAGCCGUCCCGCACCCGAGUUCCAGUUUUCCGUCGCAAUGCGGUGGGCACAGCAUCCCGGGGAGUGCAUGUGGAUGGUCGAGUGAUGAACUCUGCCGACGAACACGUCCCCUGUUGGAGCGAUGCCUGCUCCAGCUGCUCAGGUCCCUUGGAGGGAUCCAGCUCCUGGGUCCCCAUGCGCUUUGAUCCGAGCUUGCCUUUGGCGCAGCGGAGCUACCGCUUCCAGGCGAACCGCUUCGAAGACUUCCUUGCGGCUCACAUUUCCGGAGGCCCUGCACCGUCAGAGUCUCGAGCUGUCUGGACCUCCGGUGGUUACAUCCACUUCACCGGUGCCGUGUUUUGGAACUGCCGACAUAUUGCUGCCAGCAUGCCUGAGCUCACCACGGCAUGCUUCAAGGUUACAGAAGCAUCACCCCCAGGCUUCACGCUGGUCUUUGAAAGGUCGCUAUUCAUCAGCGGUGACCUCUCGGAGACCUUCUUCCAGCUCUACGAUGCUGGCAUUCACAUCAAGAACAGCGGCUGGCUCCUAACUGCCAGCUCCUCGCCAAGCUUCCGCGUGGCCAAGCCCAAGUGUGCUUUCGGAGGCAACGGGAAUCCGAUCUAUUUUGAGGGCAGUCGGGAACUGCGACAGAACUUGACAAAGGACCGGGACUUUGCGUGGGCCGUCCAGGCCCUUGGCACUGGCAUCCGAAUGACCGCAACUUCACAGAUCGUCAGCUUUGAUUGCAUCGCUUGGGAGUCUCCCUACAUCGAGGGCUCUUAUGUCUAUUCUCCGGAUUCGUUUGGUUUGGAAACAGGUGCUCCGACAAUCCUUGCCCCUGACAGAGAGCGGCGGACGUCAAGGCGGGUGCUGGGGCGUUCUGCUUGUGCGGCAUACCUCAAAGCAACGAAGCCGCGCUUCUUCUGCGGCAAGUCCUUUGGUACCUACGGGCUGUGGUGCGGCUCAGGCAUACCGGUCGAAGAGUGUCCAGGUGCGGCGGAUGCUACGAACUGGUACCACUCUAUGCUUCCGUGGUCAAGAGGCGAGAGAAGUGAGGACAGUGAGGAUGUGCUUGGAUCGGGCACGACGGCGCAGCCUGUGUGGGCCAGGCCUCCGCCCUCUGGCGACUGUGAUUUUCCGAAUCCCGGGCCUCCGAAAAGGACGCCCUUCACGUGGGACCCCUCUUGUCUGAGAGGAGGUCUUGGUUGCAAUGCAGAUGGGAGCCACAUGGAGUGCCGCUGGUGCGGCUUCGAUCCCUACCUGCCUUGCCCAGAAACUCAAGAGUCCGCGAUUGGAGCGACUGGAGACUCGGAUCUUUUUGUGGGACUAAUUGCUUUGCUCCUAAGCGCCUUAUUCCUCAGUCUCCUCGCUGCUCUUUGCUGGUACACCUCGAGACGCCGUGCCCGGGCCCGGCCUAGCUGCAUCUCUCAGAUUCGCCCUCCUCGCCAAGAGGCGCCAAGCCUCCUUGGGCGAACCACUCUGCCCGCCGAGAAGCCCAUCCGUGACCUUCCGCUGCAGUAG